Molecule: messenger RNA, 1127 nt
Organism: Sinocyclocheilus rhinocerous
Lineage: Eukaryota; Metazoa; Chordata; Actinopteri; Cypriniformes; Cyprinidae
Product: C-type lectin lectoxin-Thr1-like
Exons: 5
Coding region: 265-807 (180 amino acids)
Biological process (GO): biological process involved in interspecies interaction between organisms
Source: RefSeq, a predicted model, not a curated record
UAUUUUGAAGUCACCAUAAUGGUGAUUAUUGUUUACAUUAGUUGGGCUCUUAGCUCUAAAGUCAUUACACUACAGUGAUGCAGCUUCAAAACAAGUCUGAGUAGAGUGUCAGACUUAAAGUCUGUAUUUAUAUUGAAGGUCUGUGUCAAAUGAAAUCACUUCCUCCUGUGUAAAUUUAACACUAAUUUAAUGAACUAAAGUAAUCAUCGUUCGAAAGACCACAGCUCAUCUGUGAAGACAUACUGCAAGACACAAGAACCAAAAAUGGAAUCGGAGUACUCUUAUGAAAAUGCUGAACACAGAAAUUUUUGGGAGACAACUGGACCUCAAACAUUCUGCCAAGAUGAAGGAAGAGCUCGAAAUCACAGAGGAAGGCGAUUUUUGGUGCCGAUCACUGUGUGUCUUGGGAUCAUUUGUCUUCUUCUGAUUGCUGCCAUCAUACUGCAGCAUUUUCAGACCGCUUCUAAGCGAGGAUAUCUGUGGGGUCCAGAUGGCUUGUUCAUGUCCAGUGAGUUGAAGAGCUGGUCUGACAGCAGGCAGUACUGCAGGGAUCGUGGUGCUGAUCUGAAACACAUAUCUUCAUUCAUCAAGGAGAAUGUGUGGAUUGGUUUGUCUGAUAGAAAGCAGGAGGGCAUCAUGAAAUGGGUGGAUAAGUCACCACUAAAUAGAGGGUUUUGGGCCAGAGGUGAGCCGAAUAACUAUCAAGGUAGAAAUGAGGACUGUAUUGAACUGAUGCCUUCAGAUCUCAUACUGAACAACUGGAAUGAUUGCUCAUGCUCUGAGAAGAAAAAAGGGAUUUGCGAGUAAUAGGAUUCAUCCUUGUCUUGCUUUUACAUGCUUUUAAAAGUGCUUUCAUGUAAAAGGGUAAUGCUGCUCACUUAACCUCUGAUGUGUACAUUUCUUGCUCCAUUAUAGCAGCUCUAUGUUAUAUGACCGUAUUCUACUGUUAUCUUCUUUCUCAUUUGUCAGUCUGAAGUGUAGAGGUGACAAUCACAGUAAACUACAGAAGUCUAAUGUGCCCCAGACUGCAACAAUUCACAUUUUUACUCUUAAUAUUGAGUGUCUGUGAAACUGCUUCGGAUUUUAAUUGCUUUCUGUUUUAAUAAAAUGGUCAAUUGACAGUAUAA